CUGCCCGCGCUCGGACCCGCCGGGGGGCACGCGCGGCCCCAUGCUUGCGCCCGGCUCGGCGCGGUCACCCUCGGAGGAGACGCAGCCCAUGAGGCUCCCGGUCCCCACGGAGCACAGCCCUGAAGGAUGUCCCAGCUCUCCUCCACGCUGAAGCGCUACACGGACUCGGCCCGCUACGCAGACACCCCUCACGCCAAGGCAGGCUAUGGCUCCUACACUCCCUCCUCCUACGGUGCCACCCUGGCUGCCUCCUUCCUGGAGAAGGAGAAGCGGGGUUUCAAGCCGGGCCCCCCAGCCAGCUUCCUCGCCCGGCCCAGUACCUACGGCCCUUCCUCCAUCCUGGACUACGACAGGGGCCGCCCCCUGCUGAGACCAGAGGUCCUCGGAGGCGGUAAAAAGUCAGAGAGCCAGGCGCGAGGCCUCGAGCGGCCAGUAGGGAGUGGACUCAGCGGGGGCAGCGGGUUCCCGUAUGGAGUGACCAGUAGCUCCCUCGGCUACCUGCCCAUGAGUGCCCGCAGCCAGGGGCUGCCCCUGACGCAGAAGAAGUCCAGCAGUCAGCUCGACCUGGCCAGGGACUUCUCCAGUCUGCGGGCCUCGGAGAGCUAUCGCCUGGACCCUGGGCCCCUGGGCCGCAGCCCCGGGCUGGCCCGCACCCGUCGGGAGCUGUGUGCCCUGCAGGGCCUCUACCAGGCGGCCAGCCGCUCGGAGUACCUGGCCGACUACCUGGAGAACUACGGGCGCAAGGGCAGCACCCCUCAGCUGCCUGCCCAGGCCCCUCCCUCGCGAGUCCCUGAAGUCCUCAGCCCCACCUACCGACCCAGCGGCCGGUACACUCUGUGGGAGAAGGGGAAGGGCCUGGCCCCCGGGUCCAGCCGCAGCAGCUCCCCAGGGCGGGACACCAUGAACUCUAAGAGCGCCCAGGGUCUGGCUGGCCUGCGCAACCUUGGGAACACGUGCUUCAUGAACGCCAUCCUGCAGUGCCUGAGCAACACGCGUGAGCUGAGGGACUACUGCCUGCAGCGGCUCUACCUGCGGGACCUGAGCCACAGCAGCCACGCGCACACGGCCCUCAUGGAAGAGUUUGCCAAGCUAAUCCAGGCCAUGUGGACUUCGCCUCUCAGUGACGUGGUGAGCCCCUCAGAGUUCAAGACCCAGAUCCAGAGAUACGCCCCGCGCUUCGUGGGCUAUAAUCAGCAGGAUGCUCAGGAGUUCCUCCGCUUCCUUCUGGAUGGGCUGCACAAUGAGGUAAACCGAGUCACAGUGAGGCCUAAGUCCACCCCUGAGAACCUCGAUCACCUUCCUGAUGACGAGAAAGGGCGGCAGAUGUGGAGGAAAUACCUGGAGCGGGAAGACAGUCGGAUCGGGGAUCUCUUUGUGGGGCAGCUGAAGAGCUCCCUGACGUGCACAGACUGCGGCUACUGCUCCACGGUCUUCGACCCCUUCUGGGACCUCUCGCUGCCCAUUGCGAAGCGGGGUUAUCCCGAGGUGACCUUAAUGGACUGCAUGAGGCUCUUCACCAAAGAGGACGUGCUCGAUGGCGACGAGAAGCCUACGUGCUGCCGCUGCCGCGCCCGGAGGCGGUGCCUGAAAAAGUUCUCCAUCCAGAGGUUCCCCAAGGUCCUGGUGCUCCAUCUGAAACGGUUCUCCGAGUCCAGGGUGCGGACCAGCAAGCUCACAACGUUUGUGAACUUCCCGCUGAGGGACCUGGACUUGAGAGAAUUUGCUUCAGAAAACACCAACCACGCUGUUUACAACCUGUACGCCGUGUCCAAUCACUCCGGAACCACCAUGGGCGGCCACUACACCGCGUACUGCCGCAGCCCGGCCACCGGCGAGUGGCACACGUUCAAUGACUCCAGUGUCACCCCCAUGUCCUCCGGCCAAGUGCGCACCAGCGACGCCUACCUGCUCUUCUACGAGCUGGCCAGCCCGCCCUCCCGCAUGUAGCGGCAGAGCUACGCCCCUCUCCCUGCCCGAGGCGGCCCCAUGCCCUACGUGUUUUUUUUUUAAAAAAACAAGCAAACCUGACAAAUGAGAGAAAAAUAAAGUAAGUAAAGCUGCGGAGCAGGAGUGGCUGCGGCCGGGCGGGCUGGAGCCCACGCCGCAGCGAAGGCCAGCAGGACCGGAGACCAGGCGGGCAGGGCCCUCGGCUCCUCCCGUCUGCAGCUUUAAGCUUCCGGGUUUUCCCGCGUGAAAUCAACAGCAGUGGCGCGUGUGAGAGGACCCUCUGCUGCCCACUCCUCCCGAGAGGGCGGCGCCCGGAGCCGGCAUGGGUCCACCUCCGCCGGACCCCGCGCACGUCCGGAAACAGGAGACCCCCAGGAGCCAGGAGCCCGCUCAGCGCUGCCAAGUCCUGGGACGGACCGGGCACGUCUUGGAAGAAGAGCUGUUGUUGGCUUUCAAAAGCCCGAUUUUUGUGACGGCCCUCACUCAAGUUCUCCGCCCGGAGGCGCCUCGGCUCCCCUCUGCCCGCGGAGACGCCGUGGUUUCCUGUCUCUUCAGACACGUUUCCUAAGCUCCUUGGUAGGCGUCCAGGCCCAGCACCGCCCGGAGGCCUGGGAUUAACGAGUUUUGGUUUUUAGGGUUUUUGUUGUUUUCUUUCUUUCUUUCUUUUUUUAAUGUUUUGGAUGGAAUCUAAUUGCCUCUUAAGAAUUGUGCCUUAUAGCAUUUGGGGACCAGGGGGUGGCUGUCCCUCCCUGAACUACCCCACAGCCACUUCCCUUGGCCCCACUCCAUGUCCGGACUGACUGGGGAGCUGGGGCCGUGCCCUUCGCCCCGGCUGGCUGGCAUCGCAGUGAGAUGGAGGAGAAGGUGGGCGAGAGGCUGUCCCUUACGAUGUAGUGUAUCAGGUGCCCCUGCCCGCUCCUCCCGCCCAGCCCUGGCGCUCCCGGCUGUUUGAAGGUCAGCACAGGGCCUGUCCCUCGAGCUCCCCUCACCUUUAAUUUAUUCCCUCUUAACCUGCCUUUCUCCCUGACCUCCGCCCGCCCCGCCCCCCCUGCCUUCUCAGAGCCUCCUCACCGAGUUCUCAGGGAUGCCCGCCCCCUCCCCGGGCACAGUGUCCAGGCCUGCCCGAGGUGGUGCCCAGGGUGCUGAGAUGCCUUGCCUCCACCCGUGGUGUUUCCCGGCGGCUGGGUUUGCCCUGAGCCGUCGGGCGCACUUCUGUGCUGUCCCGGGAGUCCGGCUGCUCCGCGCCAGCAGGGAGCUUCCCGCACCGCUCAGUGGCCCGGCUGUGCCGUGGAGCCGGCAGCUUCCCGGUGCUCCCAGGAGGAGGCAUCGGGGAAAGACACCCACUUCCACGUCGCUGGCCUGACACUCUUCUCUAGGGAGGCCCUGUGCGCCUGAGCCGCGGGCGCGGACAGCGUUCACGGUGUGAGCAGGAGGGGCGCUGCGUGCCCGGGGCCUGGCCCAGACAAAGCCCGCCUGCGGGACCCCGCGGUCUGUGCCGCGGUCGUGAGUGGGAGGCCGUGGUCUCGGGGAGCCCGGGCGGGUCAGUGACCAAAUGCUCUGCUGCUCCGGCCGGAGCCGCGUCCGUCCCGGGGGCUCGCCCGCUUGGCCCGUAAGCUUUCUGUAAGCGCGUUCCGAGCUGUUCCCCGGACUGGCUGAUAAACGUACUCGCUGACAUUUCAAUGCCA
This is a messenger RNA of Eptesicus fuscus (big brown bat), 3632 nucleotides long. RefSeq names its product ubiquitin specific peptidase 2 (gene USP2). The transcript is spliced from 13 exons. Gene Ontology annotation, cellular component: cytoplasm. The record is from RefSeq and is a predicted model, not a curated record. Gene Ontology annotation, biological process: protein deubiquitination. Bases 127 to 1947 code for a protein of 606 amino acids. Gene Ontology annotation, molecular function: cysteine-type deubiquitinase activity. NCBI's taxonomy places the organism in Eukaryota, Metazoa, Chordata, Mammalia, Chiroptera, Vespertilionidae.